Messenger RNA from Lodderomyces elongisporus, 156 nucleotides. RefSeq lists its product as uncharacterized. The transcript is spliced from 2 exons. The coding region runs from base 1 to 156 and encodes 51 amino acids. The record is from RefSeq and is a predicted model, not a curated record. NCBI's taxonomy places the organism in Eukaryota, Fungi, Ascomycota, Pichiomycetes, Serinales, Debaryomycetaceae.
AUGUCACUCGAAUCUUAUCCUGGCUUGUUAAAAUGGACUGGCAAUCGGAAUAGUCAACGUAUUAAUAUUUCUAAACUAGUUAAAGUAACCUUUAAAAGUGAUUUUGAAGUAAGUUUAGUACAAAGAGUAAAGAGUUUGGAUGGCACUUUGGCAUAG